This is a messenger RNA of Laccaria bicolor S238N-H82, 3490 nucleotides long. RefSeq lists its product as uncharacterized. Lineage: Eukaryota; Fungi; Basidiomycota; Agaricomycetes; Agaricales; Hydnangiaceae. The transcript is spliced from 4 exons. Gene Ontology annotation, cellular component: U2-type prespliceosome; U2 snRNP; catalytic step 2 spliceosome. Gene Ontology annotation, molecular function: mRNA binding. Bases 1 to 3441 code for a protein of 1146 amino acids. Gene Ontology annotation, biological process: spliceosomal complex assembly. The record is from RefSeq and is a predicted model, not a curated record.
AUGUCUCCCCCCGGGUCACCCAGAUUGAUAGACUCGUACACAGCUCCGAAGGAAAUUCUUCAAGAGUUUGCGGACCUUGCUGAAGAAGAAGAUGUUGAUCCUUUCGCAGAAACAGCCUCCAAGCGACAAAUUGCUGCUCGACAGUCGGAUUAUCAUAACCGUCGUUUCGCCCGCCAGAAUGAGGAGGGGAAGGAGGUCGAGGGUGGUUACAAAGAUGCUAUGAGGCUUUCUCGGUUGGAGCAAGAGGAGUUGAGGGUAAAGAAGGCGAUUGAAGAGAAGAAGAGGAAGGAUAGGGAGGACGAGAAAAUGAAGAUGGACUUGGACAAAACUCCCCCUGCCGCCGAGAUUGAAGCUGUCUCACGAGAGCUUGCCGCUGCGAAGGAGCUGGCAAAUAAGGAUGCAGGAAUGAAACGAAAGCGCAGAUGGGAUGUUUCUGAACCCUCGGACGAGAACGCAGACCCAAACCAGCGGGACACAGGUGAAUGGUCGAAGGAAGCUUUGGAGGCAUCUGCGCCCAAGAAACGACGGUCACGGUGGGAUGCGACCCCUGCUGAAGCCGCCGUUGGUGAGACCCCCAAACGGUCUCGUUGGGAUCAGACACCUGUCGCUUCAAAUGUGGACGUACCUAUGACCCCCAUUAUCAUGAACGCUCCAGGGUUUAUGCAGGAAGACAAACACAAUCGUUACCUGACUGACGAGGAACUCGAUGCCGUUUUACCUACGAGCGGCUAUGCCAUCGUCACUCCACCUCCAGGUUAUGCCCCCAUGGUCGCUCCCCGAAAAUUCAUGGCGACUCCCAUAACCGAGGUGGGAGGUUUCCAGAUCCAAGAAGGUUCUGACGCAGCUGCUGCGGCUGCCGCCGCCGGUCUCGCUCCAGAACUCCCUACAGAGAUUCCUGGGGUCGGUAACCUGGCCUUCUUCAAGGCUGAGGACGCCCAAUACUUUGCCAAAAUUCUCAAGGAGGAAGACGAAACGGAGUUGUCAGUGGACGAGAUGAAGGAGCGGAAGAUUAUGCGACUUCUUUUGAAAAUAAAGAACGGUACUCCCCCAGUCCGUAAAACAGCACUUCGUCAGAUCACGGACAAAGCUCGUGAAUUUGGCGCCGGCCCCCUUUUCGAUAAAAUUCUUCCUCUAUUAAUGGAGCGCACUCUCGAAGAUCAAGAGCGACAUCUUCUCGUCAAGGUUAUUGAUCGCGUAUUAUACAAACUGGACGACCUCGUUCGACCAUAUGUUCACAAGAUCCUCGUUGUCAUCGAGCCCCUCCUCAUUGACGAAGACUAUUAUGCCCGUGUAGAAGGCCGCGAGAUCAUUUCCAACCUUUCCAAGGCUGCUGGUCUUGCCCACAUGAUAUCGACAAUGCGCCCCGAUAUCGAUCACGCCGACGAGUACGUACGCAACACGACUGCUCGCGCAUUCUCCGUUGUCGCUUCCGCCUUGGGCAUCCCAUCUCUCCUUCCUUUCCUCAAAGCCGUCUGCCGUUCUAAAAAGUCAUGGCAAGCUAGGCACACUGGUAUCCGAAUUGUUCAACAAAUUGCGAUCAUGAUGGGCUGCGCGGUAUUACCCCAUCUUCGGAACUUGGUGGACUGCAUUGCGCAUGGUCUAUCUGACGAGCAGCAAAAAGUCAGGACUAUGACAGCUCUCGGGUUAGCCGCGUUGGCAGAAGCUGCUGCUCCUUACGGUAUCGAAUCCUUUGACAACGUCUUGAAACCUCUCUGGUUGGGCAUCCGUCUCCACCGCGGCAAAGGUCUUGCAGCCUUCUUGAAGGCUAUUGGCUUCAUCAUUCCCCUUAUGGACCCCGAAUACGCUUCUUACUACACCAAAGAAGUCACAGUCAUUCUCAUUCGUGAGUUCCAAACGUCUGACGAGGAGAUGAAAAAGAUCGUCUUGAAGGUUGUCAAACAAUGCGCCGCCACUGAAGGUGUAACCCCCCAAUACAUCAAAAACGAUAUACUUCCCGAUUUCUUCAAAGCAUUUUGGGUCCGUCGUAUGGCUCUAGACAGGCGGAAUUACAGACAAGUAGUGGAAACCACUGUCGAGCUUGCACAGAAGUCUGGUGUGGCUGAGAUUGUUGGGAGGAUCGUUAAUGAAUUGAAGGACGAAGCCGAACCCUACCGAAAGAUGGUAAUGGAGACCAUUACGAAGGUUGUUGCCACCCUUGGAGCCUCAGAUAUCGACGAGAGGCUGGAGGUUAGGCUGGUCGAUGGCAUCAUCUACUCUUUCCAAGAGCAGACAACGGAAGAUCAGGUCAUGCUUGAUGGUUUCGGGACUGUGGUAAACGCUUUGGGCAUCCGUGUCAAGCCUUACCUGACUCAAAUCGUCUCCACGAUUCUCUGGCGUCUCAACAACAAGAGUGCAAAGGUUCGGCAACAAGCAGCCGAUCUGACUACUCGCUUGGCUGUCGUAAUCAAGCAAUGCGGAGAGGAUCAGCUGUUGAGCAAGCUCGGCCUCGUGCUGUUUGAACAGCUGGGAGAAGAAUACCCAGAUACACUCGGAAGUAUCAUAGCCGCUGAAGGUGCCAUCGCAAACGUUGUUGGAAUGACCCAAAUGAACCCCCCCGUUAAGGAUCUCUUACCGAGAAUGACACCCAUUCUCCGUAAUCGACACGAGAAAGUACAAGAGGCGUCUAUCAAUUUGAUUGGUCGUAUUGCUGAUCGAGGUGCCGAAUUUGUGCCUGCACGAGAGUGGAUGCGUAUCUGUUUCGAGCUUUUAGAUCUUCUGAAGGCACACAAAAAAGGCAUCCGUAGGGCUGCUGUCAACUCCUUUGGCUACAUCGCGAAAAGUUUGGGACCCCAAGAUGUGCUCUCCGUGCUGUUGACGAACCUUCGUGUGCAGGAACGACAAAGUCGAGUAUGCAGUACGGUGGCUAUUGCCAUCGUGGCUGAAACUUGUGGACCGUUCACAUGCAUUCCAGCGAUUCUGAAUGAAUACCGAACUGCAGAGCUAAACGUGCGAACAGGUUGUCUCAAAGCCCUCUCCUUCGUUUUCGAAUACGUUGGUCCACAAUCGGCGUAUUAUUGUGACUCCGUGGUCACAAUGCUUGAGGAUGCUCUCACCGACAGAGACCUUGUCCACAGACAGACGGCUAGCACCAUCGUGAAGCAUCUUGCUCUAGGAGUUGCAGGUCUCGGUUGCGAGGACUCGAUGCUCCAUCUCAUGAACCUUGUGUGGCCCAACUGCUUCGAGACAUCCCCUCACGUUAUUGGAGCAGUGAUGGACGCGAUUGAGGCUAUGCGGGUGACGCUGGGACCGGGCGUGUUGUUGAGUUACGUGCUGCAGGGUUUGUUCCAUCCGGCCCGAAAGGUUCGCGAGGUUUACUGGCGUACUUACAAUGCGCUGUACCUUGGCGCGGAGGAUGCCCUGGUUCCCUUCUACCCUGAUUUGAGCGAACUCAGCGAAGGAAAAAAUGUUUAUGAUAGACAUCCUCUCCAAGUAUUUAUCUGAGUGUAUUGUACUUUUACCUAUACAAACGAAGGUUUUUGUUGACUUCGUC